Messenger RNA from Hipposideros armiger (great roundleaf bat), 1438 nucleotides. It is a transcript of the gene TC2N, whose product is annotated as tandem C2 domains, nuclear. Gene Ontology annotation, cellular component: nucleus. NCBI's taxonomy places the organism in Eukaryota, Metazoa, Chordata, Mammalia, Chiroptera, Hipposideridae. The coding region runs from base 53 to 1033 and encodes 326 amino acids. The record is from RefSeq and is a predicted model, not a curated record. The transcript is spliced from 8 exons.
AUAUUAAAACUGGAAGCUUACAUAUUUUGCUGGAUAUUGGAAAUUGAAUAUAAUGGCAGCAGAGUUCAUAAAGGGUUGCUGUAGAGGAUGUUUCUAUGGUGAAACAGAAAAGCACAGCUUUUCUGCGGAAAAAGACUAUAAAACAGCGGUCUCAAAGAGUCAAAAUACAACUGUCUGUAUACCUCCAUUGACUUCUGUUUCUGAAAAGCCUCAGAUGGGCUGUACUGAGGAUUAUUUACUUUCCAAAUUACCGUCAGAUGGCAAAGAUGUACCAUUUGUGGUGCCCAAGUUUAGGUUAUCGUACAUUCAGCCCAGGACGCAAGGAACUCUUUCACACCUGGAAGAACUUGAAGGAUCUGCCAGAGCGUCUUUUGGAGACCGAAAGGUAGAACUUUCCAGUGCAUCACAUAAUGGACCCAGCUAUGACGUAUAUAACCCAUAUUAUAUGCAUCAGCACAUUUCACCAGACUUGAGUAGGCGCUUUCCUCCUUGUUCUGAAGCCACGAGACUAUAUGGAUCAGUUUGUGAUUUAAGGACCAACAAACUCCCUGGUUCCCCUGGGUUAAGCAAGUCUAUGCUUGAUCUUACAAGUUCUCAGCGGUUCAUCCAGAGACAUGAUUCACUGUCCAGCGUGCCCAGUAGUUCUUCAUCGAGGAAAAAUUCUCAGGGGAGUAACAGAAGCCUGGGCCAUUUUCUUAUAAGGAUGCCAGUUGUUGGACUAGGGGUCUCUACUCUUGAAUUUAUGGAAACUUUUGUAUUUGCUAUUAAACUCCAAACUCUACAAACGGUAAGGCUUGUAUUUAAGAUUCAAACCCAGACUCCCAGGAAGAAGACCAUUGGAGAAUGCUCACUGUCACUCAGAACUCUUAGCACACAGGAAAUGGAUUACUCUUUGGAUAUAACACCACCUUCAAAAAUUUCUAUUUGGAUAAGUGAAGACAGCAAUAACAUGGAAGCAGCAAACCAGUGGAAAGAGACUGUUACAAAUCCAGAAAAGGUUGUGAUCCAGUGGCACAAACUAAAUCCGUCUUGAAGAUUUCACAUAUUAAUUUGAUGAAGAACUUGACAUUCUUUUAGAAGACUUACGAUUUUGAUUUGCUACCAAUGAGAAGAGACAAAUCAGUAGAUAUGUCAACUCAUUUGUGGAGGUCAUAAUUAUACGACGGAUCUGAUAGAAAUUAAACUUGAUAUGAAUUAUGUCAGAUAUCCAAAGUAAAAAACAAAGGUUUUAAAACUGUGCCAAAAUAGUCAAUGAAAUAAAAGGGGUUAGUAUUAUUCGGGCAACUAAAUAAAUUAUAAAAUCAGUGAGAAUAUCAACCGUGGAUAGUUAUUGCCAUAUUAUGUUUAUGGGGUUUUUUCAAGCUUUACCUAGAUAUUCAAAAUCUAGUAUCUCAAAGCUGUCAGUACUGCUUGGCAUUUUGAAAACUUUACCACUGAC